UGUGAUGGUUUGAUCCUACAGCGCAGGGAGUGGAGGGAAGAAGCAACGAAGGCAGUUCAGGAGGAAAACAAACCCUGUCCCGCUGAUGUACCAGUAAUAUCUGUGAAAGAACUUGUGUUCAGUCUUUGGUUCAAACCUACAGAGUCAUCUUGUCGGAACUCUUCGACACAAAGCGAAUCAAUUUGGGGACUAUCGCAGAUUUUUUUUCAUGGCAAGGGCUUGUGGAUGAAGCUCCUUUAGUGAAACCAUCUGAUGACAGACAUUUACCAGCUGCUUAGCACCCAACACGAGGAUGUGUCCAUAGAAAGUGAUAGACACCCAUGUUGACCAUCAAGCUGAGGGGAGUUGAGGGAAUAAGAACCAACCAAAGAAAAAGGGAGAAGACAUUGUGUGGAGAGGAGAAAGGGACUGAACACAACUCAACAUUACGGACUUGUGACUCAUCAUUUUAACCAGAGAAGGACUGCCACACAAAUGUGGACGUCCCAAAAAGUAGUAAAAUAAUUUCCCCUUUCCAUAUAGAAGACAACAGCAAUAAUAUCUGUGAUGUCUGAAAACAAAGACAUAACGAGUCGCCACCUGCGGCACAAGCUGCAAAGCCUGGGACGACGGUUGGAUGAGCUUGAGGAGGCCACCAACAAGCUCCAGAAGUCUGAAGAUGAGCUGCUGGAUCUGCAGGACAAGAUCAUCCAGGCAGAGGGCAGCAACUCCUCCAUGCUGGGCGACGUAGAGGCGCUGCGCAAGCGGCUGCUGAGGAUUGAAGGCAAAGAUGAGGAGGUGUGCAAGGCAGAGGAUCUCUGCCGCACAGUGAGGGAGAAACUGGAGGAGGAGGAGAGCUUGACCAAGGACCUAAAGUCUGAGAUUGAGCGCCUGCAGAGAAGGAUGGCUGAGCUGGAGAAGUUGGAAGAGGCCUUCGGCAAGAGCAAGUCAGACUGCAGCCAGCUGUGCCUCAAUCUCAACGAAGAGAAGAACCUGACCCGGAAGCUCUCCUCUGAGCUUGAGGCCCUCAAGGCCCGUGUGAUGGAAGUGGAUGCAUCAGAGGUAAGGCUGGACCGGGCUGAGAAGUUCCUGGCAGGGGAGCUGGAGCAGCUCAAGGGCCUCACUCAGACUUUUGUGAGUGAGAGGAAGAGGCUCCUGGAGAAGCAAAGGGAGGAUGAGAAGUGUAUACUAAAACUGACAGAAAAGCUGGAUUGUCAGAAGAACAGGAUUGGCCGAGCAGAUCCCAGCCGCACAGACUUGAGGGACCUCCGCAUUGAAGGUGACCUCUCAUCUGGCCUGACUAGCAAGCUAGGGCGCAAGAAGAGCGUGGACUACCUGAAACUGGGCGAUGACGUUGGGCUAAGGAAUAAGUCAGAAAACGAGAAGAACAGCCUUGAUGGCCAGGAAGACAACAAAGUCAAGGAACUCACCCAGGAAGUUGAGAGGCUGAAGAACCGGCUGAAGCAACUGGAACUGGUGGAGGAGAAUCUCAAGAACACAGAGUCAAAGAACGGAGAGCUGCAGGAGAAGUUCCAACAGGAGAGGUCCCGCAGCCGAGCCCUCAACGAUCAGGUGGAGAAGCUUAGAAUGCAGCUGUGCAGUGGCAGCAGUCACGGCAAUGGAGGGCUUAGCAGUCCAGCAAAGGUCCUUGAGAAUGGCAAGGCAGAGAAUGAAGAGAUCAAUGUCCGGGGUGGUUUCAGGCAGGACAAGCCUAAGUACAGGAGUGCUGCAGCUGCAGAGCCAGGCGUCCCCAAGUACAAGAGCAGAGAGCUGUCCCCGCAGCACAAGAGGGAGACCAAGCUGAGGAGCAAAGAGCUGAGCAACUCUGAGGAAAGUUCUCCGAAGUCUGUCAGGAGGGCACUCAGUCCUUCACACAAGAGCAGGAGGACACCAAAGACUGGAGCCUCAACUGCCUCUGACAAUGUAGUGAAAGAAAUAGGGAGAAGGGUGGAGGACAAAACAACAAGGGGAGGAGCCCAUACUCCUGUUAGCACGUCUUUGAGUGACAGCAAGAAGGUCUCGGUUCUUAAUCGCUACCCUCCAGCAGCUAAUGACCAGAAGCCAUGGAAGACAUCUCAGAAACCAAGUGAGAGUGAAAGCAAAAAGAGCCAAGUGGAUAAGUUUUCUAGAUUGAAUGUUGGUUGUGACGGUGAGUCAAACAAUUCUGUUGUGGUGCCUGAAAGCUCAAGCAAGAGCAACACAGUCUCCCCUCCUGAAAAGGAUGCUUCUGCGUCUGACCUGGUGUCUGUGGACCUGGUUCAAGAGGCUCCUCCAGUGUCAAACCUCUCACAGGCCAAUGGGUCGUACACUGCCUACAAGUCCCAUGUGUCCCCGCUGGUCAGUGAUCAUGGGUCUGAGGGUCACUCUUCAGCCUCUGAGACUGAAUCCACUGGGUCCAGGCCCUCAGAACCAGAGCCUGUGUCUGAGGUGGCAGCACUGAGUAGCAGAACCUCCAACCCUCCCAAGUACUCUAGAUACUCUCGCCUACAAGACUCCCAGUCAGAGGAUUCCUCCACCAGGAGCUCUAUUGACGAGGAGCAGAACAGGCUGUUAAUGGCAGAAGGAGGAUCUCUGGAGCCCACUCACACCCCAGCAGGGAUAGAGGUCCGCAGGGUCUGCAGCCCACGGGAGGCCCUGAGGUCAAAGGCAGUCAUCAAGCCGGCCAUUGUGGAGAUUGAUAGGAAGGAAGUUAUGAUAUCCGGAGUCGGGGCAGAGUUCUUGACCUCCAAUGGCAAGCCCAAAAUCUCCACGAAACCUGUCCUGACCACCAACAAGAUGACCAGCAGCAUCACUAUCUACCCCAACGAUCCCAGCUCUUCCAGGACCAGCAGCCGCAGCAGCAGUGUAUCCAGCGAGCCACCAGUCAAGGAACGCCACACGUCCACUAGCAACAUUGUCAUCGGGCCCAGUGAGCACAGGGGGAGCAUCUCCAUCCCCUAUGAGAUCUCCAUUCCCAAGAGUGAGAUCACCCUCCGGCCAUCCAUGGAUGACCCGGACGAAACAGAUCAACCAGGGGUGCUAGGGAAGGCCCGUGCGGAGACGCACCUACGCUCCCAAAGCAGCUUCAGCCUCCAGUCAACGGAGACCAUCUCAGACUUCAACAACGACACAGAGUCAGGUUUCGGGAGCAGCAGUAGCAGCACUACCACCGUCACCAGCUGGAGGAGCCAACACCACGGCCACCACACCUCCCAGGACGAUGGUCUCCCAGAGAUGAGAAACCUGACUGUGCGGAGCACCUGGAGGAACAGGGGGGCGGCAUCCGUGGACGAGCCUGGCCAGGGAGCCAGGCUGGAUGGGGUGGGUUCUGAGGAUGAGGUAGAGUCGGCCACCACGUGGAGGGCGUACCGCGCCACCACUGUCCUGGACAAGGAGGAGAAGGUUAAUGCCACAGGGGCCUCAACAUCACGGGCAGCCAAGCCAUCGCCAGCAGAGCUGUACAUGCGCAGGAUUAAGAACAGUGUGGUGACCACCAGGGACAUUGCAGAGCCGGUGCGCCGGAGCAAGAGCUCUCUGUCACCAACUGAGGGAGUUAUGCAGAGGAGUAUCCCUCACGAGCCUGUCAGUUCUCAGGAGCUCACACCCCGGCAGACACAACCCAUGGCUGCUGACAACACUAACCCCAGCUCUUGGUCACGGAGGACGAGGGCGGCGCCCGGUGACCUGGGUACCUACGAGAGGGAGAGAGUGAGGAGCUCCAGGCCUGACCUAGGGGCCAGCAGAGGAACGGGAACCACGGCUUCCAGACCAGAGCUGUGGUCCAGUAGGGGUCAGGCUGGCCAUGCGGAGAGGAUGACCGGGCGCGGCAAUCGACCAUGGAGCAACCGUCAGACCGACAACUAAACCGGCCAACCGUCUUAGUAGCUCCGCUUCAUAAUGUCCAGAGCUCUCCAUGCCCCCAAACUGCCUGGAGCCCGUCAACAAGGAGAAAUGUACUGUAUCAAGCAUAUCUAAAUUCCCGAGCAACAGCAGUCGCAGCCAUACAGAAGAAUAAACAAAUCUCAAGUCCCUGUCCAGCACCUACCCAUGCCUCUCGGAGUGCAAAAACAAGAUGGCCGCCCUCUGAAACCUUCAACCACACCCUUCCAUUUGCACAGACACAACAUCAGUUGUAUUAUAAUAUGCCCUUAUACAGUAUCGCUCUGGUGUGGACCUCACCACCAGUGAAUGUAUCCUCUUCUGCAUCUUCUCCUACCAGAUGUAUUAUAAUGUAUUCCUCAGACUCGACAAGGGAGAGAUGAUCACUUGGGUGACUGGGCCUAGAGGUGUGUGUGGGGGGGGGGGGGAGGAGAGACACAGGAAGGAAGGAUUUGUUGUCUUUUGGAGUGGACCGUUACAAGACCUCACUUUGGAACUUCCCAGCGGAGCUCCUAAGCUGCACAAAGGAUGUACCCAUGUGACCAGAAACGGGGAGUGAAUUACUUGGAUUAAAAAUAAAUCUACUCUGAUCUUUGACUUAUUCAAACUUAAUUUGGUGAGCGCGUUAGCCAUGCAUUUGCUUUAUACCGACAACUAGAGAACGACCAAUAUGGGUUUAAGGGCGGGCCUAUACUGAUACUGAUUUUUGGAGGUCAAGGAGGCCGAUGGCCAAUAUUUUAUGCCGAUAAUGAAUAUAAUAGAAUUUUAGCAUUUUGAUAAAUUCCCAGAGACAGCCAUAAAUCAAUUAUACAAUCAAUUUAACUUUUUUUUUUUAAGAAUCUAUCUACAUAACAUAAUGGUAAUCGUUGAUUUGAAUGCUUAAUUUCUUGAUAAACUGGGUAAAUCAAGAUGGCAUAGGCUUGCCUUCUUAGAAUACAGGUAAAAUCAUACCCAAUAAGACUGCAUGCAUUCAGGUUUUGAACUCGUUUGGGCUCAUUUCAAUGAUCUAUGGGUCUACAGAUGACAAUCUGUUUCCCUUCCAUUUGGGACCAUGUUAGCCUCAGGGUUGGGGAGUAACUGAUUACAUGUACCAUGUACUUUUGAAAAACUUGAUGAUUACUUUUAAAUUCAGCAAUUAUGUUUGUGGGGAAAAACAUAGUGUGAUACCUUUCUGUUUUUUCAAUGACAUUCAAUGAAUCAUUGAAAAAAGGUGCAAGUGUAAAGUUUGUUCCACUUGAGGGAGUCUGACCAGAAGUCAGAGACCACUAUGAUGACACACCAAAUGUGUUUGAUGGAUCCUUUUUGUCUUCUUCGAAUGCUUCUUAAGAGGAAAGUAAUCCAAAAGUAACUGAAAGUCAUCCUAUUAUGUUACUGAUUACAAUUUUGGACAGGUAACAUAUUCCAUUUAGAAAGUAGUCUACCAAACCCUGUUAGGCCUAGUGAUCAACAAAAUGUUAAAAGUAGCCUAUUGUCUUCUUUUAUAAAGACGUGCGCUGUCUCUUUAAAGGUGCUACACAUAGGAUUCUUCUGAAUUGUUGCAUUGUAAUUACAGAAAAUUUUCAUAAUAUUAUGGAACGAAAGUGUUUCACAGUAUUACUUAUCCGCCAGUGUUGUGAUUGGCUGUGAUAUUCGCCUAGUGAUUUCUCCCGCCAGAGCGGCAUCUGUUGUCAAAAUGGGAAAGCUGUUUUGACUUUGGCUGUGUUAUCUAGUGGAAAAGGGGUCAAUCGGCCAAUGUAGAAGUCGCUCGGUCAUUUACCGGUUGUUAAAAUUCUACACUGUUCGCUCAAUUUCAGUUUGUGAGAAAACAAGCACUUAACAGUGUAGGGCAGUGGUCACCAACCUUUUCUGAGUCGAGAUCACUUUGAGUAAAAAUGCAAGCCGAGAUCUACCGCUCUUUUUUUUUUAACGUGACUUAAAAAACG
This is a messenger RNA of Salvelinus namaycush (lake trout), 5759 nucleotides long. It is a transcript of the gene luzp1, whose product is annotated as leucine zipper protein 1. The coding region runs from base 547 to 3822 and encodes 1091 amino acids. The record is from RefSeq and is a predicted model, not a curated record. The transcript is spliced from 5 exons. NCBI's taxonomy places the organism in Eukaryota, Metazoa, Chordata, Actinopteri, Salmoniformes, Salmonidae.